This is a messenger RNA of Drosophila teissieri, 3367 nucleotides long. It is a transcript of the gene Or59c, whose product is annotated as putative odorant receptor 59c. Gene Ontology annotation, biological process: detection of chemical stimulus involved in sensory perception of smell; sensory perception of smell. The transcript is spliced from 2 exons. Gene Ontology annotation, cellular component: plasma membrane. NCBI's taxonomy places the organism in Eukaryota, Metazoa, Arthropoda, Insecta, Diptera, Drosophilidae. The record is from RefSeq and is a predicted model, not a curated record. Bases 1847 to 3082 code for a protein of 411 amino acids. Gene Ontology annotation, molecular function: odorant binding; olfactory receptor activity.
ACUCGGCCACUAAGUGAAAAUAGUUUGUUGGCCAAAAUGUGCUUUGCUUUUGCUCUGCUUUUACUCUGCUUUUACUGUGCUUUUGCUUUCGCAAUCUGCUGGCUGCUGUCUGCUGUCUACUUUGCUGUUGUCUGCUGCCGGCCAUUGAUUAUUGCGAAUUAUGCAUGAAGUAGAGUGGAAGUGCGGACCGACUGCCACGCCCCUUCUGCCCACGGCCACGCCCACCUCCAGUGCGGUGUUUUGUCAUAAGUAUGAAAGGGUUUCCAUAGUUAGCAGCUGUCAUUAGUGCGAUGGCUGACAGCCAUUAGCACUUACUUUCACAACUUUAAUUCCAGAAAGCGUUUUAGUGGAUCACUUCGUGGCCAUUGUGGGUGCACCACUAGUUUUAGCUAUGAAAUGGGAAAAUUGUUUUAUUUAUCAGUUUUAGAUUUGUUGAUCGUUCCGAGUUCCGCCAAACCAGAUAACUAUAACUUUCCUUAACGCGAAAUCAAUCAAUUGCAAAAGUUGCCAUUGAGCAAGCAAAAAUACGAAACUAUUUCUAAGAAAUGCAAGAUGGGAGGAAAUUAUUUAAGCCCAGAUACUUGAAAGCGUAGAAAGUUUUUCAGAACUCUGUUUUGGGUCGGUGCGUGAGCGGAAUGUGCAGCCAGUCAGUCGAUUUGGGGAAGAGUGCCGAAGUACCAAAACUUCAACUCGGUUGGUGGCACAUUGCACGUGCCACACUGGAACUGGAAGCCCAAAAGCCCGAAAUGGGCGCCCAAGAGCAGCCAUUCAGCAAUUCAAUUACAUGGUCCGCUCUAGACAAAAGCCAAAAACUGGCACUCGCUCAGUUUUCCCGACUUUUCCGGCUUUCCAUUCGCCUGUCGCUGCCAGCGACUGCCAGCGACUGCUCGCUGGGAAAUGCUGGGAAAACUGCACUGCUCGGCUGGCACUUAGCGCACCAUUGCACUUUUCUUUCAAAUUUCCCAUGCUGCGAAUUAUUUAUAAAAUACUCAUCUGGCGGCAUCCGUCAUGUGCAUGUACUUGCAGCACUUGUGCAUUGUGCCCCUUGCACAGCCAGCAGAAAAGGAAUCGUUAAUCCUCGUGUGAGGGAUGUGUGAAUGGAUGUGGGGCAAAGGUUAUGCCAGAUAGUUUGGAAAACAAUAUAUCUAUAUAACAAUAUAUAAUAUCUAUACAUAGUAUAUAUGGUUUUGGUUUAGAAAUGGUGAGAUGUCAAAUGCCACAUUUAUAGAUACCCCGUGAUUAUACCAGUGGUUUGAUUAGGCAAUGAUGGCCAUACUUACUUGAAGUGGUAGGUGCCGUUCUCAUACCCGAAGAACGGCACCGUGUAGGUGAGCAUCCAAAUGUUGCCGCCUCCGCAGUCGUAAUAUGGUUUCGACCAUCUGCCGUCCUCGUAUUUCACGGCCAGCGUGUCGUCCUCGAUGCGCUCCUCCGUGCGGUUCGAGUAGAGAUGAAAGGCUGCAAGGAUACGUAAGGAUUUCAAUAGCGUUAUCCAUUAUGCAAGCUGUAAUUAGAGGACCCAGAAAUCGAUAGGCAGCUGGCUAUUCAGUGCACCCCGAGAAAUCAAGGGUAAUUUUAAUAAUCAUUGGAAACUGCUGCUUUCAAGUAAUAGGUAAAAGCUUCAGCUAUUUCGCUGAGUGCUUCACCUUGACUGUUGGCGUUGCCUAAGACAAUCCUGCGACUAAUGACUUUAUAAGUGCAAACACGUUGCCUUGGCUGACUCGGGACUUCUCUGAUGAAUAAAACAAAAAUGACGCGACAUUAAAAGCAAAUCAAAGGGCCAACACUGCCAUAUAAGAACCCCUUCAGGCGAAUCUCCACUCUAGAAGUAACAAAUCCCCCCGGAAAGAUGACCAAGUACUUCUUCAAGCGCCUGCAGACGGCGCCACUUGACCAGGAGGUCAGCUCCCUGGAUGCCAGUGACUACUUCUACCGCAUCACACUCUUCAUGGGCUGGACACCGCCGGAGGAGGGUCUGCUCCGCUGGAUCUACUCGCUGUGGACGCUGACCACGAUGUGGCUGGGCAUCGUGUACCUGCCACUUGGACUGUGCCUCACCUACGUGAAGCACUUCGACAGAUUCACGCCGACGGAGUUCCUCACCUCGCUGCAGGUGGUCAUCAACUGCAUCGGGAACGUGAUCAAGACGUGUGCGACCUACUCCCAGAUGUGGCGUUUCCGCCGCAUGAACGCACUCAUUUCGUCCUUGGACCAGCGAUGUGUUACGCCGUCACAGCGUCGGACUUUCCAUAAGAUGGUGACACGGGCCAAUCUCAUAGUGAUGCUGUUUCUGUCCACGUACCUGGGCUUUUGCUUUCUCAACCUGUUCACUUCGGUGUUCGCCGGCAAGGCUCCUUGGCAGCUGUACAACCCAUUCGUGGACUGGCAGGCUGGCCGCUGGCAGCUGUGGAUUGCCUCCAUCCUGGAGUACUGCGUGGUCUCCAUUGGCACCAUGCAGGAGCUGAUAUCCGACACCUAUGCCAUAGUGUUCAUCUCCUUGUUCCGCUGCCAUCUGGCUAUUCUCGCCGAUCGCAUCGCUAAUCUGCGCCAGGAUGCGGAGCUCAGUGAGAGGCAGAACUACGAGCAGCUGGUGGCCUGCAUUCAGGAUCAUCGCACCAUCAUACAGUGCUCACAAAUCAUUCGACCCAUCCUGUCGAUCACCAUCUUUGCCCAGUUCAUGCUGGUCGGCAUUGACUUGGGCUUGGCGGCCAUCAGCAUCCUCUUCUUUCCGAACACCAUCUGGACGAUAAUCGCGAACGUGUCCUUCAUCGUGGCCAUCUGCACGGAGUCCUUCCCGUUCUGCAUGCUCUGCGAGCACCUGAUCGAGGACUCCGUCCAUGUCAGCAACGCCCUGUUCCACUCCAACUGGAUAACUGCGGAGAGGCGCUACAAGUCGGCGGUUCUGUAUUUCCUGCACCGGGCUCAGCAACCGAUUCAGUUCACAGCCGGCUCCAUAUUCCCCAUUUCGGUGCAGAGCAACAUUGCGGUGGCCAAGUUCGCAUUCACCAUCAUCACCAUUGUCAACCAAAUGAAUCUGGGCGAGAAGUUCUUCGGUGACAGCAGCAAUGGCGACAUAAAUCCUUAGAUCCUUGGAGUGCACUGCAAAGAAAGGCGCUUAACCCAAUAUUUGCACCCCACACUUUCACUUUUGUAGUGUUGGCACAUCCACUCAGCUUUCCGGAAGUGAUUACACACUUGAGUGCCGUGUAGUGAUAAGAAGCGAAGCCGGCUCGAAAUCUGAACGAAUAUACGCCGAAUUCCCAUUACCUUUUGAGUAACUUCACUGUAAUCAUUUCAGUUUAUAUAGUUAUACCCAUAAUUUAAAAGUAAUACAGCAGUUUAAAGGCGCCCCUUUAAAGGUUCAAUUCAA